Ectocarpus sp. CCAP 1310/34 is the source of this 1011-nucleotide messenger RNA. Lineage: Eukaryota; Phaeophyceae; Ectocarpales; Ectocarpaceae. The record is from the annotation of a GenBank genome assembly.
AUGCAACCAUUUCAAGGAAUCGCAAAAGACCUGUUGCUGAGCGGAGCCAAUCCUUCUAAGGCUGGAUUCGAAGGCUGGUUCCCGAUCCACUUUGCUGCUCACCACGGCCUGGAUGAGGUGGUGGUUUCGUUGUUCCACAAGGGAAUUGACCCGACUUGCGUUACCACCCGAGAAGAGACUCAUCUCCUUCUGGCGGUGAAAAGGAAUCAUGUGGCCAUCAUCAAUGCGCUCUUGGCUGAAGGCGCCGAUGUCAACUUCCUUACGACGAGACGGCCUGUACCAUUGGCGCACAUUGCAGCUUUGCACAACAAUGCGGCCGCCAUGCCAGCGCUCUUCAAAGCCGGAGUCUAUAUCGAAGGUCGGAGUCCAAAAGGACGAACCCCACUCCAAAACGCAGCAUUUUGCGGCUCGUGUGAAGCCAUGCUGGCUCUAUUGCAACUGGGAGCCAACGUCAACUCGAAGAACACCAUCAAUGGACUCUCCCCGUUGUGCAGUGCGUGUCGAGAAGGCCAUCACGACGCCGCCGACCUGCUAUUGAGAUGGGGUGCGGACGAGACCGCCGUGGACUCAGACGAAAAGACCAUCGUCUCCAUGAUGACACACCGCAUCUUUCGAGCUGCCGUUGCAAGUCGCCAACGCCUCGAGCGUGUUUCCGAGCUACUGGCACGUGCUCCGCAGGACAGGGCCUGGCGUCGCCGGGGCUUCCUUGUCCCUUGCCUUUCCCACCCGGACAGGGUGCAGCUGGCAGUGGAGAUCCCUGAAGCAGCAACUGAGGCCAUCGAGCAGACGCAGGAACGUCCGAGGCGCCAUGCUAGGACGGGGCAGGUUGAAGUCAAGGUGGAGAUGGAUGGAACAAAUGGCGGCGGGGGUGGAGCAGGCGCGAAGAGUGGGGCGCGCGAAGGGACUGAAUCUAUGCGCGAAGGCACGGAUGGUGGGUUCAAUGGUUUGUCGGCCUGGAUGAUAGCACUGACAGAGGAGCACCUGUUCCGCAAGAUCAUGGGCUUCCUGUAG